AUGGCACCGGCUUUUGGAGCGAGCGACCCGACGUCAAAUAAGGGUCGCCCUGCGAGAUCCAAGCAGAUCUCGCCAAUCCACCACGAUGCUCUGCCCACCGCCGCCGACGCGGACAACACCUCACGCCAGGAGCACCAACACGACAUAGCAUCCGACCUCUCCUGGCCCUCGUCUAAGCCUCACCAUCACCGCCCGACUCGCUCCCCCGUCCUCCCUGCACCCUCCCCCAAAACCUCCCCAAAUCGCCGCCGCCGCACCACCACCUCUCGCUCCGGCCCUUCGAUCCACGAUGCCGUGCGCCCUCAAUUGUCCGAACGGGACAGCAUCUUCGCGACACACUACUUCCCCAGUCAGGACGCUGUGACGCCGCCCAACAUUCCACCGCCCGCAGGUGCGCCGACAGAGGGCAGGAGCGCUGGAGCAGACGACGGAAGGGACGAAACAACACCACAAACCCACUCCUCCCCAACCAUGAUGGCCGCAUCUCCGCUGCGAAGUCACUCGGUCGACUUCUCUCCUGCCCUCCACCAACAUGUCUCAACGCAUGCCUCGCCACUAUUCCACCACACAUCAUACCAACACCCCACCCGACCCAGCAGGACCAGCCUACCACCCCAAUACCAUCGCCGCUCGCUGUACGACUUGCACGAUAUCAUUCCACUACCCACCACAAACACUCUCACCUCCCAACCCCAACACGAUUCCCAUCUGCCCGAUACACCCCUACGACGAGACGAUCUUCCGAAAACACCCGCCUCCGCGGUCAAGGCCAUUGACUUUGCUGACCCAGAGCAGAGUGCAGAGCGGGAGAAGUACCGUUCUUGGAGGCAAGGCCAAGCCAAGAUGAACGGCAUGACCAUCGCCGAGACGCAAAGAACGCGAAGUAGCGCUUCCAUGGGGGUGGACAAGAUCAUCGAUGCCCAGCUCCCUCAACCCGAGCCACCGAUGGCCAACGUUCGCAGUCGAAAGGCCAGUCACUAUCUGGGAUUGUUCAAAGAGAAUGAGGCGGAAGAGAGAAGAGAGUACGAGAAGAAGGCGAAGAAUAAAGAUGGGACACAGUCGCAGCUUUCCAAAGAAAUCCAUGACAAGAGACAGCCUACCAUUGCAGAGGAUGUGGAGACUACGGAGGAUGGGAACGAUGUCACUGUGUCGAGGGAGCGCAUGGCAAAGAAGCUGCCAUUGGACCUGCUGGAAGAGAUUCGGAACCAUGACCACCUGGUACCCGUCAAGUCAACACCCUCAAAGCACGUACCUGCAAAGGCGGUACAUCGUCAGCUUGAAGAGCUGUCUCGUUCCAAGACUGACGAUGAAGACUCGGACCAGGAACACAUCUCAUCUGCCACAUACUAUCCUCACCAAGGUGUGACCAUCGCCGACUCGCCUACCGAAGAUCAAGUCGCAGAACGAAGGCCCAAAAAGCAGGCAACCAAGCAGAACGAGGGACUUGGAAACAAUGACAUACAGGUGUCGUUGAAGUCGGACGGCGCGAGCGACGUGCUGCAUGGCCAUUCAUCUGCUGACUUUGAUCAACUACCAAGCCCUGCAGCUGCGCUUGAUCAACAAUUGUUUUCAGAUUCGGACUACGAGUCAGACGCUCAUGGCUACGAUUCAAACUUGUCUGCAUCUGGCGAAGAAGACGACGAGGAAACGACACCGACUGCAACACCUCGAAUCAAGGCCAAGCACCAACGUUCGUCCGAGCGCAGACCUUCACAUCAGGCGCCUGCUCCCAUUGGUGCGGUGGAGCUGAAACCGUACAAGCAUCAGGUUGGUGGUCACACCCCCGUCUAUCGGUUCUCACGACGGGCGGUUUGCAAGCAGCUUAAUAGCAAAGAAAACAAAUUCUACGAAACCGUAGAAAAGCAUCACACUGAACUGCUGGGCUACAUGCCUCGUUACAUUGGCGUUCUGAAUGUCACGUAUCGUAAAGAUCAGAAGAAGCGGCGGAAAACGGCGUCAGACGACGCCCUCCAGCAAGACGCCAAGACUGAGACAAGCAAGCCACGCGCAGAGGAACAGGCAAAAGCAGAAGAACAAAGCCGCAUGGUUAGUCAUUCAAUGCGAACGCCCCAGGCCAUCCCACAGGUCAUCUUCGAGAACAACAGGCAUCUCAUACCAGAUGACCUGUUUCGGGUACCCCCACGCUCAGCCACCCCGGACAUGCAUCGAGCGAGUACUUCACCACCCUUACGUGAGAACCAAAGCGACGAUGAGACAUCCAACGGAGCCUCGCGUCGGCCGUCUCUGAAGCCUGCUGCAAGCUGGGGCUUCACCUCUGUCAAUGAGACGUUGCGAGAUCACGUUCUGCGGGAGGUGUUUGCGCCGCCGCACAUCUACAAGCAUGACCGUCGCGAGCGUGCAUAUCACGCGAGGUCCCUGCGCAAGAUUCCGAAAUACCUGCGAAAAGACUACGACAAUCAUUCGAAGCGCCAGAACUCGGUCGACCUCCCGCUACUGCAGCACAUGGCAUCGAAUGGUGGUGCUGAGAACGGUGUGCCAUUGGCGCGGCUGCAGCACGUCAUCAGCGAGGAUGCCGAUCGAGCCAAUUCAGACCUGGACAGACGUGUUCUGGAGAGUCGGAAAGCUCUGAGCAAGAGUGCGGAUAUGGACGGGGACAAAGGUCUGAAUGUGCCGCCCAAGCCCCGUCACCACCGCAGACGCCAUUCUGGAGGAGGUCUGAAACGCAAGCCAACGGAUAUUGAAGGAGCUCGUGGAGACCUUGAGUUUCAUGAGAAUGAAGAGGAAGCCUACACUGCUGAUGGCGAAGAUGUGUUUGCGAUGGACGAUGUCAGCAAGAAGGCGAGCAAGCCUGCGCGACCACAGAGCCAACUCGAAGCUAUGGCGGCCGGCGAGGAUCGACCGAAGAACAUUGUCGUACCUCGACUGGGUCCUGCCAUCAGCUUUGGAAGUCCAGAGCCGCGCAAUCCCGAAACCUCCCUGGUCCAGCAUGACGAGCGAGUGGAGCGCUUCCUACUACUUGAAGACCUGACUGCUGGUAUGCAAAAGCCAUGUGUCCUCGAUCUCAAGAUGGGCACACGACAGUACGGCGUUGAAGCCAACGAGAAGAAGCAAGCUUCGCAACGUAUGAAGUGCAAGACGACGACUUCUCGUGAGUUAGGCGUGCGCGUGUGCGGCAUGCAGGUCUUCAACGUGCGCGAGCAAAAGUACAAGUUCGAAGACAAGUACUUCGGCCGCGAUCUCAAAGCUGGAUCUGAGUUUCAGGAUGCGCUGACACGAUUCUUCUUCGACGGGAUUGGCCACGCCCAGGCAUUGAAGCACAUCCCAUCCGUUCUACAGAAGAUCAACGAAUUGGACCGCAUCAUUCGGUCACUGCCAGGCUACCGCUUGUACGCCAGCAGCUUGCUCAUGAUAUACGAUCGUGGUAACGCAGACCAAGACGGCAAAGUGCAGCACGAGAUCAACGAAGACGGUAAACCGGCACAAUACCCGGACAUCAAGCUCAAGAUCGUUGACUUUGCCAACUGCGUUACCGCGGAGGAGAUGGACCAUGUUCUACGAAAGCCCUGUCCUCCAAUGCAUCCCAACAGCAUCGACUGGGGCUACCUUCGCGGACUGAGGUCGUUGCGAAUGUACUUUCAGAAGAUCUACCAGGACCUGCAUCGACAGCGGUAUGUCGAACGAGGCGAAGGCGAGGGCAUGGCGAUUGAUGAGAGGGGCAUCUCCAACGCAACCACACACAAAGGCUGGACGGACAGCAUCAUAGACGAUCCGGGAGAGGUGUCCGUGUAA
Molecule: messenger RNA, 3750 nt
Organism: Zasmidium cellare ATCC 36951
Lineage: Eukaryota; Fungi; Ascomycota; Dothideomycetes; Mycosphaerellales; Mycosphaerellaceae
Exons: 1
Coding region: 1-3750 (1249 amino acids)
Biological process (GO): inositol phosphate biosynthetic process; phosphatidylinositol phosphate biosynthetic process
Cellular component (GO): nucleus; cytoplasm
Molecular function (GO): inositol hexakisphosphate kinase activity
Source: RefSeq, a predicted model, not a curated record